Lepus europaeus (European hare) is the source of this 738-nucleotide messenger RNA. It is a transcript of the gene IFNK, whose product is annotated as interferon kappa. Gene Ontology annotation, molecular function: cytokine activity; type I interferon receptor binding. The record is from RefSeq and is a predicted model, not a curated record. Bases 1 to 738 code for a protein of 245 amino acids. The transcript has 2 exons. Gene Ontology annotation, cellular component: extracellular region. Gene Ontology annotation, biological process: B cell proliferation; humoral immune response; positive regulation of peptidyl-serine phosphorylation of STAT protein. NCBI's taxonomy places the organism in Eukaryota, Metazoa, Chordata, Mammalia, Lagomorpha, Leporidae.
AUGGCAAAUCGAACCUUACUGGAACUGACUGCACUGGUGUUGCACUGGAUUCUACAGAAUUAUCUGGGCAAAGAUGCAGAGACAGACAAAACCAUCAAAGUAUUCCAUCCUCAUGCUCCUUAUGCCUUGGUGACCAUCCUUCCUGACAUGAUUCAAAAGUGUUGGUGGCUUGCAUUCCUUAUGGGUCUGUUCAUUAUCGGUUUCCAAGCUCUGGACUGUGACUUCUUGAAUGUUAACCUCAAUAGGGUCAUCUGGAAAAAUAUGAAACUUCUGAGAAAUGUGAGCCAUUCAUUUCCUAUAGGGUGUCUAAGAGAAAUCAAAGAUUUUGAGUUACCCCAAGAGAUCCUAUCACACACCCAGAUGGAGAAAAGGGACAUCAAGGAAGCUUGGUAUGAAAUAUCCACACAGGCCUUCUAUAUCUUCAUGGAACAUGCCUUCCAGCCCACUUGGGAAGAGAAACAUCUGACACAAAUUCUAAACGGACUUUAUGAGCAAGUGGCAUAUCUGGAACAAUGCCUAAAGGAAGACAUACAUGAAACCAACGAAGAGGAGAUGAAGCACUCAGGCACUGGGGGCUUCCUGCUCAACAACCUAGAACUGAGGAAGUAUUUCUACAGGAUGAACAAUUUCCUGGAAGAUAAGAAAUACAGUCACUGUGCCUGGGAGAUCGUCCGAGUGGAAAUCACAAGAUGUUUCUCCUUCUUUUACAGAUUCACAGCAUUUCUCAGAAGGAGAUAA